AUCAUCUUCUAUGAGGACAGAGACUUCCAAGGUCGCUCCUAUGAGUGUAACUCUGAAUGCCCAAACCUGUCCUCAUAUUUCAGACGCUGUAACUCCAUUCGUGUAGAAAGUGGAAACUGGAUUCUGAAUGAACAUCCCAACUACAGAGGACACCAGUACUUCCUUCACAGGGGAGAAUAUCCAGACUUUCAGCAAUGGAUGGGUUACAAUGACUCUAUUAGAUCUUGUCGUGUGAGCCCCCAGCAUCUAGGUUCAUUUAGGAUUAGAAUUCAUGAGAGAGAAGAUUUCAGAGGUCAAAUGAUGGAAUUCACUGAAGAUUGUCCUCAAGUUUAUGAAAGAUUCCGCCAUCAUGACAUCUAUUCUGUCCAAAUACAAGAUGGAUACUGGAUGUUCUAUGAGGAACCUAACUAUAGGGGACAUCAGUAUUACCUGAGACCUGGAGAUUACAAGAGAUACACUGAAUGGAGAGCCACAAGACCCAGAAUUGGCUCCUUCAGACGUGUUUAA
Molecule: messenger RNA, 507 nt
Organism: Staurois parvus
Lineage: Eukaryota; Metazoa; Chordata; Amphibia; Anura; Ranidae
Source: the annotation of a GenBank genome assembly